Rhizopus microsporus ATCC 52813 is the source of this 1402-nucleotide messenger RNA. RefSeq lists its product as uncharacterized. The record is from RefSeq and is a predicted model, not a curated record. The coding region runs from base 1 to 1143 and encodes 380 amino acids. The transcript is spliced from 2 exons. NCBI's taxonomy places the organism in Eukaryota, Fungi, Mucoromycota, Mucoromycetes, Mucorales, Rhizopodaceae.
AUGACGACCUGUGUUGUCUUGGGACAUUAUUAUUUAAAACCAUUUUGCAUUUAUUCAACCUCUAAUGCAUCUUAUUUUUGUCUGGAAGACAUGAAUGCCUUAUUUUUUAAUAAUCAAUUAAACACCAAAGCACACUACUUGAAACAAUUAUUCAAGGCAAAUCCGCAUCAUUUUUUAAAAAAUAUAAAGGAUGGUCGUACCUUUGUGAUGACACGUACCGUAAUACAAAUAGCACGAUGUUUCAAUUAUUUUUACCUAGCUGAGCUUUGUAAAUUGACUGUGGAGGAGAUGAUGGGUAAAAUUGCAGCUCCACUACUCAAGUGUAUUGAAUAUGAUCAGUGGCAUAUGGCAUUACCUGCUCCUUACAAGACGAAAAAUCACGUCGAUUUGGAUUUGAAGCCUUUGUCAGGGAAUGAAUGGCUUUUUGUGCCUUCUGUAUCUGCAAAGACAGCUCAUUCAAAGGAGAAAGAGAACAUGAAACUGACCUGGCGCACGUCAUCAGAAGCCAGUAAGCAAUAUAGACCUAUUACGACAACAACCAUUCAGUUAUCUACCAUCUUACAUCAGUGGCUAUCUACAGAUAUCCGUGAUUAUCAACCAGAUUCAGCCAUGUUUCAAACUCUAAAAUCCGUGGAAAAAAUAAGGCAACAACAGCAAGCAAUUAUUGAAACACGUCAACUCCAAGCCAUCUUUCACUCUACUAAUAAUAAUAAUAACAAUAAUAAUACAAAGACCAUCAAGAAUAUAAAGGCAUCAACUACAACCACAAGGUCCAGUAAGAAAGCAUCAACAGAGAAAGCAUUCCCUUACACGGAAAAUAACAAACGAAAGCGAGUUUAUUUCCACUACAACCAUGUCCUUAAAAAAUCCAAAUUACUCGAAGAAAAAGAAAGAAUAUUACCAUUACCAUCGCAGCAACCAGAUCAUAAUUUACAUUUAUUAGCAAGUCAAGCAACACAAAUGAGAGGAUUACCUAUUUCACCAAGUAUAUCUCCAUCCUCUCCUACCCCUUUCUUACUACAGCCAAUUGAUAACCAGACGAAACAGCCACCGCUACGUUUACCUUCCAUUCAAAGUAUGCUAUCUGAAUUGUCUAUACCCAUUGGCGGUAGAAAUAUGGAUUCAUGCCGCAUAACCCCUUAGCAUUCUAGACAAGGCAAGAUCCUACUCUCUUUUGUAAAUAAUAAUAAUAAUAAUAAUAAUAAAAACAAGUUAUUGACACUGCAUGCAUUUUUUUUAUUUGUCAAAAGAAAAAAAUAUGUAACGCAUAUAUUAAAGUUUUUAUAUGCUUCAUAUCCUUUCACACACAAAAUUGGUAUCCUUAGAACCAACUUGAUUCUUCUUCCACGGUUGUAUUACCAUAUGCAUCCGUCUCGGUAACUACAAAGGUGUUAUUAACUAU